Messenger RNA from Manihot esculenta (cassava), 1418 nucleotides. RefSeq names its product VQ motif-containing protein 19. The record is from RefSeq and is a predicted model, not a curated record. Bases 194 to 1144 code for a protein of 316 amino acids. NCBI's taxonomy places the organism in Eukaryota, Viridiplantae, Streptophyta, Magnoliopsida, Malpighiales, Euphorbiaceae. The transcript has a single exon.
CUAAUGGUGGCUCAGAUGCUUGUUGCCCAAAAAUUCCAAAUACAACCAAUACCCUUUUCCAAGUUUUAAUCUUUUAAAAAAAAAUCUUUAUUUUCUUUGCAAUCCCAAAACCCUUGAUGACAUUUUCUCGCCUAGCCAAUCAUCCCAUCAAUUUAAAAAGUAAAAGCCGUAGAAAUUGAAGCACUAGAUAUAUAUGUUCUUGUGUCACAAGUACAACAAAAAGGAAUACAAAACAAAAAGAAAUCAAAAUUUGCAAAUUCCUCCUUUUAACACCCUCCUCAUCAAAGCCUUGUUUUUCACUCCUCCUUCCAUCUCUUAUUCUUUCCUCCAUUCUUUAUCCCAACUUCAUUUCUCUUUUUUAGUGGCGGUGGUGGUCAGCUCAGGGCGGCGGAGGAGAGGGCAAUUGGGGAGGGAAGAGAGAACAAACCCAGCAAUGGAAACUUCAACAAGACUUCAAGAAAGCAGAAACCCAUCUCCGAUAAACUCUCCUCACAGCAAUGGAAGCAACAAUGGAGUCCAAAUCCACACCCCACCACUCACUCCGAUACCCAUCUCCAGAUCUGACUCUAACCCUUAUCCGACAACCUUUGUCCAAGCAGACACCUCUACUUUCAAACAAGUAGUUCAAAUGCUCACCGGCUCAACAGAAACAGCAAAGCAAGCCUCUUCAAGAACUGCUCAAGAUCAACCACCACCGCCUACAACUCCCACAUCAACUGCUACUACAAGAAACUUUACCAUCCCUCCAAUCAAAUCCAUGCCAAAGAAACAACAAAAUAGCUUCAAGCUCUACGAAAGGAGAAACAACAAUCUCAAAAACAGUCUCAUGAUCAACACCCUGUUGCCUAGUUUUGCAAGUAAUAACUCAGUUACAGGAUUUUCGCCGAGAAACAAACAGGAGAUUUUGUCUCCAAGCUGGCUUGACUUCCCUAAGCUGACACUUAGCCCUGUAACUCCAUUGAAUAAUGAAGACCCUUUCUACAAUAGCUCUCCAUCUUUAGGGAAUUCAUCGUCGGAAGAGGAAAGAGCCAUAGCAGAGAAAGGGUUUUACUUGCAUCCUUCGCCGAUAUCUACUCCUAGAGAUUCAGAGCCCCAAUUGCUGCCACUUUUUCCGGUGACUUCACCAAAAGUUUCAGGUUCUUGAUUUUCUUGAAGAUGGAAGAGAAAAGGAUUGUAAGGAGCUGAUGGGUUUUGAAGGGUAGAGGUCUUUAGUUUAAUUGUACAAUUUGAUAUCUCUUGUCAUGAUAUAUAUGGUAAAGUCUUUUGUUUAGGCUCUUUUCUUUCUUUUCUUGAGUGUGUUUUCUAUUUUUUGCCAAUUUGAUAAAUGGGGAUUAUCAUUAUCAGACAUUAUCAUUUAGGCAAAUUUUCAUUUCUGAGAUUAUAUAUUAUAAGCAUGAUGGAAGAUCUUUUAACUUGUC